Messenger RNA from Caenorhabditis sp. 36 PRJEB53466, 2467 nucleotides. The record is from the annotation of a GenBank genome assembly. Lineage: Eukaryota; Metazoa; Nematoda; Chromadorea; Rhabditida; Rhabditidae.
AUGGAGUUCAUCAAUGUCAAGGGCGCCGUGAGUAUCGAUGAUAGGUGGCGCCAACGAAAAGGAACAUUCAGGAAAGAAUCCUCGAAUUACCUGAUGGAAUGGAAGUCCUGAAUCACGAAGAAACUGGUAAGAAAUGGAAUGCUCGACGAUUUAUUGGAAAGUUCUCAAAUAUCAGUGCUUCUUCUCCGGCUUGGCGGCCCCGAUGAUGACGACUUCUCCGCUGGAGUAUCCUCCAUUUCCGUGCUUGCAUGGAGUACCCAUUCCGGAGACGGAAGCAACGGCGAUGGCGACGGAAGAGAGGAUGGCGAAGACGUUCAUGCUGGAAGAGAGCGUUGCUCGUCUGAUUGUGUGAAACUCACUCACUUGACAGUAGAGAUGGUCACAAGUGGCUGACUGCUUGUUCCGAUUCUUUCUCUCUCUUCCCUUUUAUACACUCAGUUUCCGGCCGAAGCCUCCUCCGUUCCUCCAUCUUUGUGGUAAUAACGCACAUUUCUCCGAUCACCGAAACAGAGUUCCGAUCCGAAAGUUUUCGAACUAAGCACUAAAAAUGUUACAAGAAACUCUACCGGAAACAUCGAGAACUUUGGUUCGGUGAUCGAGUUGUGUGUGAUGAAACAAAUUGGUAUAAAAGGGAGGAGAAAGAUGGAAUGGGCACAAGCAGUAGCAGAAGCCACUUGUGAUCAUUCAAGUGAGUUUCACACAAUCCCACGAGCAACGCUCUCUUCCAGCAUGAACGUCUUCGCCAUCCUCUCUUCCGUCGCCAUCGCCGUUGCUUCCGUCUCCGGAAUGGGUACUCCAUGCAAGCACGGAAAUGGAGGAUACUCCAGCGGAGAAGUCGUCAUCAUCGGGGCCGCCAAGCCGGAGAAGAAGCAUUGAUAUUUGAGAACUUCCCAAUAAAUCAUUGAGCAUUCGAUCUAAUAUUGUUCUCUUUCGCAUCUUGCACAUUUCUUUAGCGUUCACCAACCACUACACCGACGGAAAAUCGUUCGACGACCUGGAAGAACGGAAGGUUGACGAAAAUUCUGAGCCAGGGAUUCACUUUGCGAUCGACUUUAAAGUCCACAAAGACGGAGUGAAUAUGCUGAAGAAAGUCGGCAAUCAGAUCCAGUCGAAUUCUUACAUUCUACAACACAAUCUGAUCAUGUACUCCUAUUCCUAUGCUCUUAGCGUCGUGGGCAAAGACGCGAACGAAGGUAAUAUACGUCAACACUUCUGAAAAAUUUGUUUCUCUAGGGUUUUUGUGUCAGUUUCGUCUGGUUCCAAUCAGUUACACAUACCGUCAUCCGGUCGGGACCAUUGCGGGAGGUGUUCCGAACAUCUACAAACCGAAUGCUCCGGAGCUAUCGAACGCAAAGCUGGAUCUUGGAGUUGGUGACCCAUUCGAUCUUGUCAAAUGCAAGGACGGUACUUAUUUGUGUGAGACUGCUAUCCACUGCAGUUCUCUCGUCCAUAUGGCUCAAGUUUGAAUGCAAAAUCGGCCCUACACAACCAGCGAGUGAUUUGCAGAACGGAAUCGCCACUUUGAGAGUGGAAAUGACCAUUGACAGCGGCUAUUUCGAUAUCGGAGAGUACGUCGACCUCAACUUGAGACAGGCCCACGUGGCUCCCAACUCGCACGAGAUUCUCGGGAAGAUGUUGCUCGGGGAAGUGGUGCCGAAGAGUGACUGGGUGAUCACCGUGGGGGACGGAUCGCCGCGAGACUUCCACGUGCACGGAGCUGUCCUUACCGAUUCCUGUUUGACAUUGAGAGUGGGUUUCAGAAGGGGAAGGAUUCGUUCGAGUCAUCAGACGGCUUCAGGCAGCCCUUUCGAACCACAUGAGCAUCGCAAACAUUGUCGCCAUGGUGUCUCACGAGAAUCGCUUCAUUCUUGGCUCUCUGAAAUCGAAGGACAUGAAAGUGGUGAGGGAAAUGAUUGGAUGGAUUUGGUAACAUUUCCCAGUUCAGCUGCUCUCCUACAUCUAUCAGCGUCGUUACGUUCUUCCCGAAUACGACUCUGUCAACCGCAUCGGACCCGUUCUGACCCUCUUCUUCCGAGAGGAAAUGCCUCUUUUCUUCAAAAGUUGGGAAGUGGAGCUAAUCAAAAAAGUUCAGCAACUGGAUGUGAGAAUGAAUGCUUUGACAACUAGCGAGAUUUUGACUUUUUCAGCGUUCAAAGACUGGCGUGACUGUGAUUGAAUGCAUCAAAGCGUUGAUCAUCGUGCACACUUCCCCGAAAGGCGCUCUUCUCGCCGCUUACAACGCUGCUCUGAUCGUGGCCGCCGAUGCUUUGCAGAUGGCCGAGGCGAAGGGAAAGAAGGUGAAAGUGGAGAAGGUGAAGAAAGCGAUCGGAAAGGAAUGGCAACUGAUUGAUGACGUGUUCGAGUUGUGAGUUGAUAGAGGAACGAACAGAGCGGAAUGCAACAUUUCAGAAUCGGUGACUUGAAAUAUUCGAUUUGCGGAGUUGAGAAAUCGAAAUUCGUGGACUAG